AUGUCUGCCAUAUCUCUUACGACGGCUGCUACGCUUUUUGCCGGCCCCGGUAAAGCGAGCAACUCGACACCAUCGAUUAAUACGCUCUCUGCCCAGCAUGCUCCGAAAGAUGGACCCAUUGAGGGUCUACUUUUCGUUCCCAGUCUCAACAGUCAUGACCCAUGCAACAACAUUACCGCCCCGUUCAUUCCAGCUAAUGUGACUCGGCAUCAAGACGUAACCUCAUUUGGAUAUCAUACUAUUGGCCUCGCACCGUGGUUAACGCCUAAUUGCAGCCAGUCAUUUUUGGACGCUGCCAGACGCGCAGGAAGCGAGGCCCUAAUGUUCUUUCUACCAGCUAGUGACGACACCAAACCACCGCCGCCAGCUGAUUCAACGUGGCUAUUGCAUGGUGAAUCGUCCUGGGAGAGUGAGAAUAUGUAUCCAGUCUACGCGAUUCCUGGUCCGGCAGGAAUCGCUCUUAUGAAGCAACUAUCAUGGUACUCAAACAAUAGGACGCUUCCACAAGAUCAGAGUAAUGAGUUCGUGGCGCUUUCGGAAUCCGAAUCGUGGAGGGUGCUGCUUUUUAGUGUCAUUGACCUGGAGAAACAUGGACGGAAAACACCGACUAUCUGGGGCUUCUUGUUAGCCAUCCUUGGGACUAUUCUAGUCAUCUGCCUGAUCCUUCUCCUUCUUUAUCAACUCUUGCAGAGACGACGCCGGGAAAUUCUACAGCGGCAGCUUGAAGCAAGCGCAGUGGAUCACCAACCGUAUGAUCUCCGACCUUUCAGGGUUCCGCGAGAGUUUCUCGCUAGGCUUCCACUAUAUGUCUAUCCAGGUCUAGACGGUUCUGACAGCCAUACCUCACACCUCGGCUCUGGCAGCUGCGAUAGCCGUGGUAGAGCUGAUGUGGUGGAAGGAGCCGCGACUGAACGGAUGGAAGCUGAGAAAGAGGACGCAGAAGCGGAAGCACAUAUGACGAAAUACGGCAGCUACCGACUGAGCCAUCCACAAACAAUAUGUGCCAUCUGCCUCGAUGACUUUAUCCCCGCUUCAUCCACCGUACGCGAGCUGCCGUGUGGCCACAUCUAUCAUCCCGAGUGUAUCGAUAUGUCUUUGACACAAAGUAGCAGUCUCUGCCCGCUCUGCAAGAAAAGUGUGCUCGAACCGGGAUGCUUUCCCAUAUCUAUUCCUGACGCUGUAUACGAGCGGGUUAGCAUGCGGGGUAUGUAG
Molecule: messenger RNA, 1212 nt
Organism: Aspergillus nidulans FGSC A4
Lineage: Eukaryota; Fungi; Ascomycota; Eurotiomycetes; Eurotiales; Aspergillaceae
Exons: 5
Coding region: 1-1212 (403 amino acids)
Source: RefSeq, a predicted model, not a curated record